AUGAAGAACCCGAAUAUCUUGACCGUUUAUUUCGAUGACAAGCGCCCGGAGUCCGAGAAACAGGGACAUGGAGUAGAUGUACAAGGACCGAUUGAUUACUCGCCGUUACCACGUGUCACGGCAAGGACUUUUUGGAUGGGAGUGCUAGUUUCCAUGGGGGGACUCAUCUUUGGAUAUGAUACUGGUCAGAUAUCCGGGUUUCUCGAAAUGCCUGAUUUCCUAGAUCGCUUUGGCCAGCGUAACUCGCAGGGAGUAGCAUAUUUCAGCACUGUCCGAUCUGGACUGAUCGUCGCCUUACUAUCCAUCGGAACCCUCAUCGGCGCUCUUGUCGCUGCCCCCGUAGCAGAUAGGAUUGGUCGAAAACAUUCCAUUUCAUUUUGGUCAGUCAUCGUCUCUGUGGGAUUUAUAGUCCAGAUCGCUUCUGUCACUGCAUGGUACCAGAUGAUGAUCGGACGUUUCAUCGCUGGACUGGGUGUUGGCGCCCUGAGUCUACUGGUCCCUAUGUAUCAAAGUGAAAGCGCUCCGCCAUGGGUUCGAGGAGCGCUUGUUUCCACGUAUCAGCUCUUCAUUACCAUGGGCAUCUUCUUAGCAGCCUGUUUCAACUAUGGAACUGUGGAGCACCAAGCUGGCAAUUCUGGUUCAUGGAGGAUUGUCAUCGGUUUGGGAUGGCUCUGGGCAGGUAUCCUUGGCUUCGGUAUACAGGCAUUUCCCGAGACCCCAAGAUACGAUUAUAGGCACGGCCACGUCCAGCGAGCAACACGGACGCUCUGCAAAAUCUACGGCGCGUCAGAGAAUCACUGGAGCAUUCAAGUACAGCUGGAAGAGAUUGAGACUAAGUUUAAAGCUGAGAGCCAGCUUAAAGUCGGGCCGGUGCAGGACUUUAUCAACAUGCUACGUGCACCACGCAUGGCUUAUAGAAUCGCGCUUGGAAUCGGUCUGCAAGCUCUCCAGCAGCUUACAGGAGCGAAUUAUUUCUUCUACUAUGGGACCACGAUAUUCAAAUCUGUGGAUAUCAACUCCUAUGUGACUCAGAUCAUUCUAAACACCAUAAAUUUCGGUGUGACUUUCAUCGGGCUCUAUCUGGUUGAACACUACGGUCGUCGCAAAUCUCUGAUCGCAGGGUCCAUUUGGAUGUUUGUUUGCUUCUUAAUCUUUGCUUCAGUGGGUCAUUUUUCCCUGGAUCGAAACAAUCCGCAGAAUACUCGUGGUGCAGGCAUUGCCCUGAUCGUCUUUGCGUGCUUCUUCAUCCUUGGAUUUGCAACCACGUGGGGGCCCAUGAUCUGGACGAUUAUGUCCGAGAUAUAUCCGUCCAGAUAUCGUGCUAAGGCCAUGUCUCUUGCUACCGCGAGCAAUUGGACAUGGAAUUUCCUCAUAGCCUUCUUCACCCCGUUCAUCACCAAGUCGAUCGAUUUCCGCUACGGUUACGUUUUUGCCGGAUGCAAUGUCCUCGCCGCAGCUGUGGUAUACUUUUUCGUCAUAGAAGGACAGGGUAAAACGCUCGAGGAAAUCGACACAAUGUACCUCGAGGGCGUCCCUGCGUGGAAGAGCUCCAAGUGGAUUCCGCCACCACAGGCUGAAAUGGCACAUAUUAGACAGAGGGCUGGUACUGAACUAACGCCAGAUGAUCAUAGCAAAGAUCGUGCGGUCCAUAAUGGUGAAGAGGCCAAUCCUCAGAUAUCGCAUCAUGAGGCAGUCUGA
This is a messenger RNA of Paecilomyces variotii, 1698 nucleotides long. RefSeq names its product galactose permease. NCBI's taxonomy places the organism in Eukaryota, Fungi, Ascomycota, Eurotiomycetes, Eurotiales, Thermoascaceae. The transcript has 3 exons. The record is from RefSeq and is a predicted model, not a curated record. Gene Ontology annotation, biological process: carbohydrate transport; transmembrane transport. Gene Ontology annotation, molecular function: carbohydrate:proton symporter activity. Gene Ontology annotation, cellular component: plasma membrane. Bases 1 to 1698 code for a protein of 565 amino acids.